Messenger RNA from Kwoniella botswanensis, 528 nucleotides. Its product is annotated as 3-hydroxyanthranilate 3,4-dioxygenase. The coding region runs from base 1 to 528 and encodes 175 amino acids. The transcript is spliced from 4 exons. Lineage: Eukaryota; Fungi; Basidiomycota; Tremellomycetes; Tremellales; Cryptococcaceae. The record is from RefSeq and is a predicted model, not a curated record. Gene Ontology annotation, biological process: 'de novo' NAD+ biosynthetic process from L-tryptophan; quinolinate metabolic process. Gene Ontology annotation, cellular component: cytoplasm. Gene Ontology annotation, molecular function: 3-hydroxyanthranilate 3,4-dioxygenase activity; iron ion binding.
AUGUUACCACCAGCUAUCAACUUCCCAAAAUGGUUGGAAGAGAAUAAUCAUCUUCUCAAACCACCUGUAGGGAACAAAUGCAUGUACAAAGGAUCCAACUUCAUCGUCAUGAUCGUCGGUGGCCCAAACACCAGAGUAGAUUUCCAUAUUAAUACGACGGAAGAAUGGUUCUAUCAAUACAAGGGAACGAUGACUUUGAAAGUGGUUGACGAAGGGAAGAUUAGGGAUAUCACGAUUGGAGAAGGGGAGAUGUUCUUGUUACCUGCCAAUACACCUCACUCGCCUAGGAGGGUGGCAGAUACGAUUGGAGUUGUACUUGAGAUGGUCAGACCAGGUGAUGCUAUUGAUACGAUGAGAUGGUAUUGUCCCAACCCAAAGCACGGUGACAACCUCGUCCAGAUCCGUGAAGUCACUUUCCACUGUUCAGAUUUAGAUACACAGUUGAAACCCGUUAUAGAAAGGUGGAUGACGGAUGAUGAGUGGAGGACAUGUCCGGAAUGUGGGGAGGUAGCACCUGCUAAGCCUUAG